Molecule: messenger RNA, 670 nt
Organism: Melanaphis sacchari
Lineage: Eukaryota; Metazoa; Arthropoda; Insecta; Hemiptera; Aphididae
Exons: 3
Coding region: 159-482 (107 amino acids)
Molecular function (GO): sequence-specific DNA binding
Source: RefSeq, a predicted model, not a curated record
UAACAGUCGUAACUCGUAACACAAGUCAUAAUCGUUUUAAAUGCAACGUAAAGUACUCACGCGUGUUAACUAUUUUUUAGUAAAACUUUUUACAUUUUCAGUUUUCACUGUUGUUUUUUACUUUUAGUUGGUUACACAGUAAGUUGUAUCAAUUAACCAUGCCAUCGAAGAGUUGUGCUAUAAUUGGUUGUGACACUAAAUACAACGAUAAAACUACUCUUCGUCAUCGGUUCCCCAAAGAUCAAGCUAUAUUCGAUAUUUGGGUGAAAAGGUCUGGAAAUAAUAAAUUAUUGAAUAAACCAUUGGACUUAGUUUACAAAUCAUCUGUUAUAUGCGAUAAACAUUUUGAACAGAAUUGUAGAAGCCCUGGAUUUAAGAAACUUGUUCAUAACUCAGUGCCAACAUUGAAUUUACCAGGUAUGACUGAAGAAAUUGCAAGCACAAAAAAUUCUUCAAUUAUUCAAAUAGCAGAUGAGCUUUAAGAUACCUUUUCCAUGAACAUACGCAUUAAUAAUAAUAAUAAUAUUUUAUUAUGCACUGACACAAGCUAUAAUGAAGGUAUGACUGAAAAAAUUGCAAGUACAAAAAAUUCUUCAAAUAUUCAAAUAGUAGAUGAGUGUAAAGAUACCUUUUUUAUGGAUAUAAACAUUAAUAAUAGUAAUAUUUUAUU